Messenger RNA from Quercus lobata, 1082 nucleotides. RefSeq names its product probable xyloglucan endotransglucosylase/hydrolase protein 27. The transcript has a single exon. Lineage: Eukaryota; Viridiplantae; Streptophyta; Magnoliopsida; Fagales; Fagaceae. Bases 136 to 777 code for a protein of 213 amino acids. Gene Ontology annotation, biological process: carbohydrate metabolic process. The record is from RefSeq and is a predicted model, not a curated record. Gene Ontology annotation, molecular function: hydrolase activity, hydrolyzing O-glycosyl compounds.
AAUGAGUUUAUCUUAUCAAAAAAACCAAUGAGUUUAUGAUCAGACAGACCCUCUUACAUUCAUUCAACCAGCUCAUUACAAAAUUUUCCAUUUCUAAUAAUUAUUUCUCUCAUUCUUUUGCAAAUUCCAACUCCAAUGGCUGAUCCAGCUCUUCAUCCAGAAACCCAACCCCUGAAACAAAUCGCCAUAGACUACACCCCAGAAGCUUGCACACAUUGCCCCAACUCCAACACCAUCACCCUCACCUUCGACCACCGCGGUGGCGCCAGGUGGCGCACCACCACUCGCUUCCUCUACGGCACCUUCAGCGCCCUCAUUCAGUGUCCUACAGGGAACACCGAUGGCCUCAACUUCAACCUCUACCUCUCCUCCUUAGAGGGUGACAAGUCACAGGACGAGAUCGACUUCGAGUUCUUAGGCAAAGACAAGACCAUUGUCCAAACUAACUAUUACACCACUGGGACUGGCAACAGAGAGAGCAUUCACCAACUGGGUUUUGAUUGCUCUGAUGGGUUCCAUGAGUAUGUCAUCAAGUGGGGUCCUGGUGAGAUCGUGUGGCUGAUUGAUGGGAAGGUUGUGAGGAAGGUGGAGAGGAAAGAGGGUGAGGAUUUUCCUGAGAAGCCUAUGUUUUUGUAUUCUUCGGUUUGGGAUGCUAGCUAUAUUGAUGAGGGAAGGUGGACUGGGAAGUCUGUGGGUUGUGAUGCACCUUAUGUUUGUGUUUAUAAGGAUAUUCAUGUGCCAACAGGGACUGCUUUGGAGUGUUCUUGUGAUUCCUGAUCUGGGUUUUUGAUUUGGGGGUGUUUGAGAAUUUUAAUAAAUGUUUGGUUUUUUUUUUUUAUUGAUGUGUUGGUUAGCUGAUCUUUGGGUUGUUGAUGAUGUUGAUUGCUCUUAUGUUUGCAACUUGUGUUUCAAAGGAUUAAAGAAUUAGCUAAACAUGGAUGAAUCAAAAGUGAUGAAUUGGUUUAAUUACUAUGCAAGUAUAGUUAUUUGUAUGUUAUUCUGAAUUUUAUUGUAAUAGUAAUGCUGUAUGAGAUUCUAUUUCAUUUUGAGGUGGUUUUCUGUGGAAUAAUGCAGCUUGGAUA